AUGCUGAAGCUGCCCCUGGGGGUUGAGUGUCCGGCUCCGAGCCUGGGGCCUUUCUCCCGGUACCGCCUCGGCCCCGCGCUGGUAAGUGAAUCCCUGGUUUCACUGACCUCCCUUUCGGUUUUCUAGGCGGUCAGUGCGUUGGCUGGAGUUCAGGACCAGCUCAUUGAGAAGCGGGAGCCGGGCAGUGGCACGGAAAGUGACACUUCUCCAGACUUCCACAACCAAGAGAAUGAGCCCAGCCAGGAGGAUGCUGAAGAGCUGGAUGGGUCUGUGCAGGGGGUGAAACCCCAGAAAGCUGCUUCCUCCACUUCUUCUGGGAGCCACCACAGCAGCCACAAAAAACGGAAGAACAAAAAUCGGCACAGCCCGUCUGGCAUGUUUGAUUAUGACUUUGAGAUUGAUCUCAAGUUAAACAAAAAGCCAAGAGCCGUAAGUAUCAGUGCUCUGUCAUUGUUUUCAUUGCUCAUCUGUAGACUUGAGUGGCUGACUGACUCCUAAGCUUAUAAAGCCUCCCUCUGCUGUAAUUUAAGACCUUAUUUUCAUGGUUGAGGAAUAUCGUGGUAUGAACUAAGCAUUGUCUCGUGGAUUUAACAGUAAAUCAGCCCAGGCAGGCUCGUGGUGAGGCUAGGUCACAGUUAAGUCCUGUGCACUUUUGAUGAAAAAAGCUGGUUUGCAUCCUGUUGUCACGAUCUGGAACGUUAGAAGCAUCCGGUUUUGGUGGUUGUGUUCUUGACCUGAGGUUCUGAAGGGUCCUUUCUUUUGAAUGUUUAGCUACAAGAAAAAAAAAAAAAAAAUCUCUUUUUCUGUUUUGCCUGCAACUAAUGGUGUGUAGAAAUGAGAGAAGGCUGAGAAUCCCACCUCUGCAAGCAGAACUGAAGGCAGAAAGGUCAUGACGUGCCUGUCCUUUGCU
Messenger RNA from Athene cunicularia (burrowing owl), 910 nucleotides. It is a transcript of the gene MEAF6, whose product is annotated as MYST/Esa1 associated factor 6. NCBI's taxonomy places the organism in Eukaryota, Metazoa, Chordata, Aves, Strigiformes, Strigidae. The record is from RefSeq and is a predicted model, not a curated record. The transcript is spliced from 5 exons.